Messenger RNA from Prorocentrum cordatum, 1950 nucleotides. The record is from the annotation of a GenBank genome assembly. NCBI's taxonomy places the organism in Eukaryota, Dinophyceae, Prorocentrales, Prorocentraceae.
AUGGCGGCGACUGCGACGGCGGCGCGGCGGCACACCGACGGCCGCGGUGGCGACGCCGCGCGGGGCGGUGCGGCUCUCCGCGCAGAGGCCAAGGGCAAGAAGGCCCCGGAGGCCGCCCUAGGGGGCGAGCCUGACGAGACGACGUCUCGCAGAGCUGGCGUGAAUGAAGCUGGCAUCCAGCCGCCGCACGCCGCCGCGUGCCGCGUCGCGAAGCGCGCGGCGCCAAAAGUGGCCCGUGCCGCCGUGCCCUGCCGCCGCCGCGGCGGCCGCCGCGGCGCGGCCACGGCUGCCGCCGCCGCCGCCGCGGCGCGGGUCUGCGGCAGUGGUUGGCCCCUGCUCCAGCCGCCGCUGGGCACUGCACACGCGUCGCACGUCUGGGCCGGCGCCGCCUGCUACCUGCGGCGCCCCGCCGGGGGCGCGCCGAGCGCGCCCGUCGCCGCACGGCCCGUCGGCGGCCUCGUGGUGCCCCUCGACCCGCUGCUGCGUCCCGCCAGGGCGCCCGCGGGCGCGCAGGCGCGGGAGCUGGGCGAGGGCGGCUCCGAGGGCUCGAGCGCGGCAGAGCGUGCGCGUGUGUGUGCGCGGCCCUCCGCGGAGGGGGGGCCGGCGGCCCUCCGCUCCGGGGUGGUGCUGGACGUGGCGGGGGGCAAGGGCGACCUCAGCUGGCUGCUCCGCAACGCCGACGGCAUCGACGCGGUCGUCGUCGACCCGCGCAGGACCGACCACUCGAAGCUGGAGAGGACGGCGCUCUGGUACUCUAGGAACCCGGCAGCGGCUGCAGAGCAGGCGGUGGGCGGAGAGGCCAGCGAGGGGCAGUGCCUGGCCCAGCUGGCGCUCCAGCCGCCCUACGCGGCGCCCGGGCACCUGCGCUGCCACCUCGACGCCGGGCUCCUGGCCGCGCUGGAGCAGUCCGAGUCCGACCCCGCGGCGUGGGACUCCGACGUCUUCUGGGAGGCCGCGUCCGCCCGCGCGCUGGAGGAGGAGGAGCGGGCGCGGGGGCACCACCAGCCGCCCCCCGCCGACGCCGCGGCCGCCGGCGCCCGCGUGGCCGACGCCGCGCGGGCGCGCGAGUUGCUGACCUCGGCCCGCCUGGUCGUCGGCUUCCACCCGGACCAGGCGACGGAGGUGAGUGCAGCACAGCUUCGGAGUGCUCAGGCGUGCGUGGACCUCGCGCUGGCGCUGGGCGUGCCGUGGGUCGUGUGCCCGUGCUGCGUCUUCGCGGCGGAGUUCCCCGGCCGGGAGCUCGACGGGCAGGUCGUGCACUCCUACGACGCGUUCCUGCGGUACCUGCGGCGCAAGCACCCGGACCCGAGGGCCGAGGACGGCACGCGCGCGCGGCGAGCUGUGCAGCUGCAUGAGCUCGCCUCCCUCCUGAGAGGGGCCCUCGGGGCGCCCAGGCCCCUCGACGCCGCGGCUGCGUGCGGCUCGGGCACCCUGCGAGGAUGGACUGCGGGAGGGGUCGCGCUCUGCAUCCUCUCCACAAGCAUGCGCUUGUCGGCGCCUUCUUUCAGCUAUAGUGCUUUCCUUCUUUACUGCUUCGAGGACAUCAGGGCCCGCAGGGCCGUGCUCUUCACCCUGCCGGAGGACCUCGGCGCCGCGGCCGGCGACCGCCAGGUCCCCAGCAAGCCUCCGCCGGUGCACCACGAGGUGUCUGGCGCGCGGGUGGUGCCGAUGGAGCGGCUGCUGGACCCGGAGGUGCAGGUGCCGAUCGGCAUCGUCGGCGACAAGAAGCGCGCCGGGGCCUGCACGGCCGUGACAGGCGGCGCGCCUGCCGGCGAGGCGCGCCCGGCCAGCGGCGGCGACACGCUGGUCACCACUUACGGCCCCGUCGGCGCGCCCGGGGCCAGCCUGCAGAUUCGGGUGACCCUCUUCGCCGGCGACCCCGCAGAGGAGUUGAGAGCCCCGACGCCUGCUGCGGAGGACCCCAAGGCAAAGAAGAAGAGCAAGAAGUGA